Messenger RNA from Manduca sexta (tobacco hornworm), 5192 nucleotides. It is a transcript of the gene Psf, whose product is annotated as hrp65 protein-like. Gene Ontology annotation, biological process: regulation of DNA-templated transcription. The transcript has 11 exons. The record is from RefSeq and is a predicted model, not a curated record. Gene Ontology annotation, cellular component: nucleus. The coding region runs from base 179 to 2095 and encodes 638 amino acids. Gene Ontology annotation, molecular function: RNA binding. NCBI's taxonomy places the organism in Eukaryota, Metazoa, Arthropoda, Insecta, Lepidoptera, Sphingidae.
CAAAUAGAGUUAAUGUAAGUCGGAAAUGCCGACAUUUUGAUUGCCAUUUACCAACGCAAAGCUAUCGACAUCGGGCGUCGAUUGUUAUACGGCUUGUGUGGUGUAUGUGAAUUGCGUAUUUACGUGCUUACGUUAUUUGUAAUAAUCGUUUAUUUUCAUUACAUAUUUUCAGAAAAGAAUGCAAAUGCAAGCUAUGAAUCAGUUUGGUAAUCAGCGAGGAUUUGGUGGUCCACCUCAACCCCAAAGGCAAGGCGGGCGUCGUGGAAAUAAUAGGGGAUUUCGUAAUUCAAGAUUUGAGCAUAAUCAGAGGAACCAAAAUCAAGGUGUAGGAGGUCAACGGCCUAGCAAUGAGCAUCAACAGCAAAAUCAAACACAACAGCAAAAUAUGCAACAACCUAAGCCACUUAUGCAGCAGAAAACUGAGCCUGCUAACCAGCCACCGGCCAAACCACAACAACAACAGCAACAACAACCACAAAAUCAACAACAACCCCAGCAACAAAAGCAACCAACCACACCUCAACAGAAGCAACCUCAGCAGCAACAACAACCUCAACAGCAGCAGCCACAACAGCAACAAACGCAACAACAGAAGCCUCCACAGAAUACUCCAACCAAAGUGGAAUCUCAGGACCAAGUUGACAAAGAUAUGACUGUUGAUCAUAAGAAUCAGAACAACCAAAAUAAUCAACCUCAGCAACAGAAAAAGAAUGUAAAUGGUAAUUUCUGGGGAAAUAAGCAGUGGAACCAAGGUCAAGCUGGUUAUGGAAACAAGCAGGGGAACACGCCAUUUGGACCCAGAGCUGGUGGCGGUGGUGCAGGACCAGCACGUAAUCAACAACGAAACAACAGUGUAAGAGGCCAAGCUGGUCAUGACAAACAACCUAUGAGAGAGGAAAUGAUUUUGGCCAAUAAGUUAAAAGACUUGGCUGGGCCACUCAUUGACCUGCCACAGAUUGAUCAGCCAGAAGUAAAGUUUAAUGGAAGAAGUCGUUUGUACAUUGGAAACCUCACAAAUGAUGUAACAGAGGAAGAAAUUCAAGCAUUAUUUGCUCCAUUUGGUGAAUCAGCAGAACUAUUUUUGAACAAAGAAAAAAACUUUGGUUUUAUUAAGAUGGAUUAUAGGGUAAAUGCAGAAAGAGCAAAACGUGAGUUGGAUGGCAAAAUGAGAGGAAAUAGAACUUUAAGGGUUAGGUUUGCGCCGCACAACAGUGCCGUGCGAGUAAAGAAUUUGCCGCCUUUCGUGUCCAAUGAACUCCUCUAUCGAGCCUUUGAAAUAUUUGGAAAAAUCGAAAGGGCAUAUGUUCGAGUAGACGAAAGGGGAAAAACCUUGGGCGAGGGUGUCGUUGAAUUUGCGCGCAAACCUAGCGCUUUGGCUGCCAUCCGUAACUGUACUGAUAAAUGCUUCUUUUUAACGUCGUCCCUCCGACCAGUGAUUGUGGAAAGCUUUGAGGAACCAGAUGAAUUUGAUGGUUACCCAGAGAAGAAUUUGCCCAAGAAACACCCAGAAUUUUUAAGAGCUCGUGAGCUCGGACCCAGAUUUUCGGAGUCCGGUAGUUUUGAACAUGAAUAUGGUACAAGAUGGAAGCAGUUACACGAACUGCAUCGUCAAAAGGAAGAGGCUCUGAAAAAGGAACUGGCCGCCGAAGAAGAGAAAUUAGAGGCCCAGAUGGAAUAUGCCAAGUACGAGCACGAGACGGAGCUGCUGCGCGAGCAGCUGCGCCAGCGCGAGCAGGACCGCGAGCGCCAGAAGCGCAGCUGGGAGCUGGCCGAGCGCGCCGCCGACGAGCGCCGCGACGCCGAGCGCGCGCAGCUGCAGCGCUCCGAGAGCGAGCUGGCGCAGCGCAUGCGCCUGCAGGACGACGAGCUGCGCCGCCGCCAGCAGGAGAACACGCUCUUCGUGCAGGCACAACGGUUAAAUUCAAUGUUGGACCGUCAAGAACAGGGCAUGUUUGACCAACAACAACCUAUGGAUGGAGGCUUCAGAGACCAGUACGACAUGGCCCGCGGAAGUUAUGAGGACAUGCCGCCAAGCCGCGGUUGGGAGGGACCGCGCCAAAUGGACGAUUACCCGAAUAAACGUCGUCGGUUCUAACUUGCUCGGAAUACUGUGCGAGAGUUGCAUUCGUAUUUACGUCGGCGGAUGACUGCGAAAUAUAUUGUUUCGGUCGUUGGUUAGUUACAAAUAAGGGAUUUAUAUGAAAACUGUUUGUCCAAGGAACAUAUUAUUCAAAAUAGAUUCCGAGGUUAUAAAUUCAUUGAUGCGCCAAUUUUUAUCGUGUUGGCGGUACAAAAGCAAAGGGGUGGGUCCUAUCAGUAAUUAAUUUAUAUUCGGGUGACUUUUUUUCGAGGGCAUAUGAGGCUAAAAUCUAAAUAUCUAUGAGUAUGUUUUUUCAGAUUUCGUGCAUGAUUUAAUAAAUAAUAAAAUCUGUAUUGUUUUGAAACUUGAAUCGGUCUCAGAAUAAAUUAAUAAAAGAAAAACAUAUUAAUUUACCAAUCAUAAAACCCCGACCCUUUUGGUUGGUGAGUUUGUCCGAAAGAACGAGUGGAGGAUCGACAUGAGACCGCUCUACCGUAGAAUUCAGCAUUUUGUCUCAAACGUCAAAAAGAGUCUGUUUGCACUGCGCUUUACAAAACAGAAACAACGAAUAUAAUAAAAUUUCGCAUAUUGAUUUAAACAAUUCAUUACUACAUACAGCAACUGCUUGCGUGUGGUAGUAGACAUUAUAUUUCAUAAAGCCUUAUUACUCCACAGAUAAUUUAAUUACUUUUUCAUAGGUUUUCAACAAGGUUUGACUCUUAUAGCUAUGUGGUGAAAAACUUUGAAAAUUUCAAAUUACACAUAACACACGGUGAAAUAUUGAUAAGUUUCUGGGGAGUUGUUUUCAUGUCUGUAAUACUUUAGAUUUUGGUCCUGAACAUCUAAAUGUGCUCGGAAAAAAAAACAUCCCCGUAUAACUCGGUUUUCUCCUGAGUGCUGAGUGAAGAUAACCCUAGGAUUAAUAUUUUUUAUGGAUAAAAGAGAAAAUGCUGAAAUCAGGUGUAAUGUACGAAAUUCUUAUAUUAUUAAAAAUCAUAAAAGUUUUUAUGAUUCUAUUUGGCGACAAGGAUAAAAAGUAUUCGCUUAUAUUAUGAUGUCUCUUAUUUGGGCUAACUGAAGACUAUUUCUUGCAAUAAAAUUAUGUAUUACUAAAAUUAUACGUCUGUAAGUAAAUUGACACACACAUGUAGAGAAUUCUCUGUAAUAUAAGUAUUUAGGUAAAUUUAGUUUUAUUCUUAACAUUCUGACACUUGAUAAUAUUACAGAAUUACAAUUUAAAGUAAAGUAAUUAUUUACACAAAUAACUUAGUUACAUGUUUCCGAAACCACCAUAAUUUGUAUGUGAGAUCACAAGCGUCAUUGCAUUUUAUUUAUUUGCACUUAUAUAUUUGUUGGUGGUCUCAACUUAGCCAUCUGUAAUGAUAAUGAGUUAUGUACUUGCAGUUUUUAAUAAAUCUGAAUGUGUGCUUAUCUCAUUCAUAAGUAUUUGUUUAAGUUGGGAUAAUGAUCAAUUUUAGUUUUAAAGAAUAUUUAUAACUUACAAAACAUGCACUAUGUGAUAUCGUUUACAAACGUGCGUUUAAAUUUUGUGCCACGUUUCAUUUCAUAUUGUGGUUUAACAUGAAUACACCUAGUUACUGACCCCGAGGCUCAAGCUAACUAGAGCCUUUUACAGGCGCCGUUCGUUUGCAUUAGUCAGUCGGUUUGCAUCAGUAUGUAACAUAACGAAAGGAUCUCGAAACUCUUAUGGUAUGUUUAUAUACGUUUAAUACGAUCUAAUUUUUUCUUACUUUCCUAAUAUCCAUGCCUGUCAACGUAUGUUGUAUAUAACCUUAUACUUAAAUAAUUAAUACUUUUUAAGUGUAAAAAUGAUACUAAAUAACUAUCGUAUUUAGAAGUUGGAACAAACGCGGUAGUGACGGCACUUAACUUUGAAAUCAAUCUAACCUAUUCAUACAAUUCGUUUUAUUAACUGUCUUACAGAUAAUUAUUGUAUAGGCAGACUUUUAAGAAAUGUUAAUUGCAAAAUAAAAUGAACUGAUUAUUUGCCUAUUAUUACUUAAUAACUAAAGCUUAUAAGUUCGAUAGUAAAAAAAACGAAUUGUAUUAAAUAACUCAUUAAGAAAUUAUAAUAUUUAUUACGUCUAAAAUCAACAAUGUGUAAAUUAUUUCCACGAUUCAUUUUAAAUUUUGAGAAGCGGUUGUCGAUUUCUUUACUAAAUAUAACUGUAAUUAAAUAAUUGAGAUAGUUUAUAUAGAUUGAUACGCCACAUUUUAACCUAAGUUAUACAUACCUAGUAUUAUCAUUUACGUAUAAAAUAUCAAUAUAACACGCUUUUAUCAAAAUAUGUAUAACGCACUUGUCAAUCUAACGCUUCGUUAACCCUGAGAGGUUCCAUUCUUCCUGUUUUGUAACACGUUUGAAUCGGAACAGGAUGUAAGCUUAAUUAACUCCUCUACCAUUACCGGGUCAGUAUUAAAUGAUGCUUGGUUUAUGCUCCCAGGUUUAAACUAUCUGUAUCUUCAUUAAGCAUUAUACAACUGUGUAGCUAUUAUAGGCCCCAAAUCUGGAUUCAUGACAUUCAAGAUUUUUGAUUCGUGUAUGGAAUGAACUGAAAACUUAACCUUUGUUUUAAUAAUAUCAGAUAGUUAGAAAACAAAAUUUACUACGUUUUUACCCUUUGUUAUGUUCCGGGAAUUUUAUUAUUUUUACUUGUACAUUCUUGGAGCUUUUACCCUACUUAAGAACUAAUGAGUUGCUUUAUAAAUGUUUGCUUUUCGUUAUGGUACGUAUUGAAUAAGAUAAAAAAAAAUCUGCUUGAAAGGAGAUUGGAAUGUUCGUUUUGACGUCUACUUGUGCUUGGAGAUUAUGUAGAGGGUAAAGCCCCGUCUUAUUCAUUAGGAAACUAUUGAUGUAUAGCAUGUUUUUUAUAUUGAAAUUACUGUCUUAAUUUGUAAUUUGGUUUAAAUUAAAUAAUCUAUUAUAUAAUGUGUACGUGAAGCAUAUUUAUGUCAUGCAUUGCCGCGUCUGUUAUACAUGGUUCCGUCACAUGUUGUCUAGUGAAUACGAUGCCUGUGUAGUUUCUAAUUGAGUGCAAAUUUUAACUUUAAAAUUAUAAUAUUAAAUGAAUAUACUAGUACAUAAAGAAAA